Episyrphus balteatus (marmalade hoverfly) is the source of this 627-nucleotide messenger RNA. It is a transcript of the gene Mpp6, whose product is annotated as M-phase phosphoprotein 6. Lineage: Eukaryota; Metazoa; Arthropoda; Insecta; Diptera; Syrphidae. The transcript has a single exon. The coding region runs from base 136 to 591 and encodes 151 amino acids. Gene Ontology annotation, biological process: maturation of 5.8S rRNA. The record is from RefSeq and is a predicted model, not a curated record.
ACUGUCAAGCAUGUCAUGGCUUGUUUAUAUUUUUUCUCGAAUCAACACACGUUUUGUUACUUCCUCCAUAAUUUCAGUUUCUCAAAAAAUAAAAUUAUUAAUUUCUUUCCCGAUCGAUAAAACACCUCAAGCAUAAUGGCCUUAAAACAAAACCGUGCUCGCCUAUCGAAAGGAAUUCUCGAAAUGAAAUUCAUGCAACGGACCAAGGCAAAAGUCGACAAAGAAAUCGAGGAAGCCGAAGGACGAGCCAUGUACUCGAGCGAGAUCACAGACAAAAUGAAUCAAAAUUCUAAUUUUAUCAUCGAACCAAGUUUUAUGUACUGCGAGGGUCUUAUCGAAGGAAGACUCAGUUAUCGUGGUAUGAAUCCAGAAAUUGAACGUCUCCUUGAAUUGGAACAAGAAGAAAAGGACAAAAAGACGAGACCACCUCCACAAGCGAAUGACGUGUCGGACAAGGAUAUGCAAGCUUUUUACGAAAAUAAUUUAGCAAGGACAAUGCAGAAAAAGUUCGAUAAGAAAAGGAAGAGUAAUGACAACAGCAAAGGAGGAAAUAAAAAGUUGAAAUUUCAAAAGCCAAAAGAAGAUGACUGAAAAAGAAAAUUGAUGUUUCAAAGAUUGCAUUGUAUA